CACCGCUAGAUGGCGUGUCAAUUUUUUUCCUUGAAUUUGAUUGUAGAUGGCAUUGUGAAUAUGUUUAUGUAAAUAAUGAUUAGCAGAUAGGGGAAUAAUAAUUGUUAAUUAAAAGCACUCGUGUCCAGUCAAGAGAAAAGUUUUCAAAUUUUCUAAGAUAUUUAUUGUAUCGUUGUUCAGAGAGUAUUGUAUUUUCCUCUUGCGAGUUGCACCAUAUAUAUGAAUAUACUGAAAUAAUAUUUUGUGAUCUGUCAGUGUAAUCAUAAUACUGAUUAUUUAAGUACUACUGACAUGUUUCUAUGCAUGUAGUGUAACAGUAAUGGUAUAGUGUUAAAGUAUUCAUCCAAGCAACAUAAUAAUCUACAAUAUUUACAUAAGUGUAAUAUUGUUGGCUUUGUAAAAUGAUAGAUGUUAAGAAUGUUGCAAGCGAUUCUCAGGAUAUUAAUCAUGAGUCAGGAAUCCAUGCUGACAGCACGGGAACAAUAUCAUCAACACCGUCAUCAUCGUCUGAAUAUAUGACAGGGGAAGCAGAUGAUAGUUCGGAUAGUAAAGGAGCUAUACCUUUUACUUUAAAGUCAGUGGAGACCAUACUUUCAUUAUCCAAGGCAACAUGUGAAGAAGAUCUUAAAGAAAUGGUAGAGAAGUGUAAGCAAAUGGUAUUAGAAAGUGCAGAGUGUUCAGACGAACGAAAAUGGCUUGUCAGACGUUUGAUUGAAUUACGUUUGAGGGUACAAGAAUUAAGGGAAACAUCAGAAGAAAAUUUGUUGGAAACACAAGUAAUUUUAGGACAUCACUUGAUACCACAAAAGUACCAUAUAACAACUUCUGGACCUGUGUAUUGUGAUCAUUGCAGUGGUGCAAUAUGGACUAUGCUUCAGUCAUGGUACAUGUGCAAUGAUUGCAAAUUCAGUUGUCAUUGGAAAUGUUUAAAUAGUAUAUGCAGAGUCUGUGUCCACGUUGUUGCUAGUGAGGCAGGUGGAUAUACCUACACAAAAGAUAUCUGCCCUGAACAAGGCCUGUCAAACCAAGGCUAUCGAUGUGCUGAGUGCAAAGUGAAAAUAACAUUCACUUUCUCAAAAGGAUUAUCCUUAUCUUGUUUUGGCAGUCCAUUCAAGAGUACAGAAUCAGUGUGGAUAGAACCACGACUUUGCGACUAUAGUGGACUGUAUUACUGUCAGAGAUGCCAUUGGAAUACUGCAAUGGUAAUUCCUGCCAGAGUAAUAAGAAAUUGGGACAUGGAACCGCGAUUAGUAUCUCGCGCCGCGACUCAGCUAUUAACUCUUUUAGAAGAUCGCUCCGUUUUACCUCUGGAAGAAUUAAACCCAAAAUUAUUCACUUUAGUUCCAGACCUGUCCUUAGUAAAGAAAUUACGCGAGGAAAUGCAGAUGAUGAAGCGCUACUUGGUUCUAUGUCCGGACGCAAACCUCGAGGGGCUGCCAUGGAAAAUUGGUAUACGUACUCACAUGAUUGAGAAUUCGGGGAAUUAUUCCAUAAAAGAUCUCAUCGAUCUUAACAAUGGCACUCUUCUGGAAGAAGUUCGCGCUGCGCAUGAUACUAUGCACGCUCAUAUCACUGAACACUGUCAGUUGUGCAAAGCACGAGGCCAUCUGUGCGAAUUGUGUGGUAAUGAUGAAAUUAUAUACCCAUGGGAUGCGAAUUCUAUAAUUUGCCAUCAAUGCGCGGCUGUUCAUCAUCGUGUCUGUUGGUCGAAGCGAAAUCAUUACUGUCCGCGGUGCACGAGACUUCAGAAACGUCGUGCGAUGCAGGAUCAGCAUACUUCGGAUACAGAUGAAUCUAUCGCGGAAGAGGCUGUGACGCUGGAGCUGCAAGGCUCGACGAAAUAAUCCUGAGUCCAUCGAGAAUGAUUAAUUCAUUCGUUCAUUAUAACGCUACCGAGAAAUUGCAAACCAGCCAUUCUAAAUGCCUGGUAUUGCUAAUGCUAAACGUGAACUGUAAACUGUGUAUACGUACGAUUAUUGCGAUAUUAUACGUUCACUAUCUGCAUGCAACGGCGAGGUUAUUGUUUUGUAAAAUAAAGUUGAGCCAUAACUCACA
Molecule: messenger RNA, 2055 nt
Organism: Nomia melanderi (Alkali bee)
Lineage: Eukaryota; Metazoa; Arthropoda; Insecta; Hymenoptera; Halictidae
Gene: DEF8
Product: differentially expressed in FDCP 8 homolog
Source: RefSeq, a predicted model, not a curated record